UGAUGCUGCUGGACACAACGGAGACUACCUCAGAGCUGGGCUGGACCACACAUCCAAAACUAUCCGGGUGGGACGAGGUCAGCGUCCUGGAUGACCGGGGGAAGCUCAUACGGACCUUCGAGGUCUGCAAUGUCAAUCAGAAUUCCCGUCAGCAGGACAGCUGGCUGGCGACACCUUUCCUCUUCCGGCAGUCGGCUCCGCGGAUGUUUGUGACGUUGCGCUUCUCUGUGCGCGACUGCGCCAGCCUGCGGACGCCGUCGCCCACCUGUCGGGAAACGCUCACCCUCUUCUACAAGCAGGCCGACUCGCAGGCAGAGCUAAUGAAGACCUGGAGCCCGGAGCCGUCUAGCAGCGAUAAAGAGUCGAGGGAGGGCUGGGUGAAGAUCGACACCAUUGCUGCUGAUAAGAGCUUCUCCAAAGUGGAGCCCAGUUCACCUCACCAGUACCAACCCAACCGCUACAGUCGCAUCAACGUUAAAACGCGAAGCUUCGCUCCUCUCACGCGUGGCGGGUUCGUCUUGGCAAUUGUGGACAGUGGCGCUUGCGUUUCCCUCAUGGGGGUGUCCAUCUUCUACCGGCGUUGUCCAGCCACCAGUCUCCACUUGGCGUCCUACCCUGCGACUCCCUCUGGCGCAGAGCCGACCGCUCUGGUUCCCGUGAUGGGGAGCUGCGUCCCCCACAGCAGAGCGCAGGGCGGGACGCCCCCUCGCAUGCACUGCAACGCCGAGGGCGAGUGGAUGGUCCCCGUCGGAGGAUGCGUCUGUGACAAAGGAUAUGAGCCGAACGUCAACGGAUCUGCCUGCCUGGCCUGUCCUGUGGGCUACUUCAAGUCUGUGUCUGGCUCCAAUCCCUGCUCCGUGUGUCCGUCCAACAGCAGAACCAGCCAGGAGGGAUCGAGUGUGUGCGAAUGUCGCAGUGGCUUUUAUCGUGCAGCCAACGAUGCCAACUCGACCGCCUGCACAACUCCUCCUUCUGCUCCAGUAUCUCUGACAUGGGAGUAUGAAAGCGGCGAUGGAGGAGUCUCCUUAAGAUGGCGUCCGCCGGUGGAAAUGGGAGGUCGCACUGAAGUGUGGUACGGUGUAGUUUGUCGCAUUUGCCCUUCGCCCACCUUCAGCAACCCAGCCGCAUGUUCCUGGUGUGGAGAGGGAGUCACCUUCAGUCCGUCACAGACCAACCUGAAGCAGACUAAAGUCACCCUCAACAAUCUGCUGACCAGGGUCACUUAUCUCAUACAGGUGCAAGCAAUGAAUGAGGUUUCAUCUUUGAGUCCUUUUCCAGCUCGAUACACAAGCAUCAAUUUCACCACCAGCCAGUCAGUUCCCAGCACAGUUCCCAUGUUGCACCAGCUGAGCCGAGCCCCAGACUCCAUCACGCUCUCGUGGCCUCAGCCGGAUCGACCCAACGGAGACAUCCUGGAGUACCAACUACGAUAUUACGACAAGGGCUCAGACGUGGACAGUGCCAUGAUGGUGUACAGCGAGACCAACACGGUGACCGUCAACGCCCUGAUUCCCGGCUCCAUCUACGCCUUCCAGAUCCGAGCUCGAAAUGAACGAGGCUACGGCCCGUACAGCAGCACCAUCUACUUCACAACGCUGCCGCUCGAGGAGCAUUCACAGCAGAUCCAGAACCGACUUCCUCUGCUCGUCGGCUCAGUGAUGGGCGGGGCAGCGUUUCUCCUCGUGGUGGCAGCAAUCAUUGUCGUGGUUGUGUUUCGCAGCAAGAGGAGAGAGAGUCCUUACAGCGACCGGCUUCAGAGGUACAUCAGUAAUCGUGGUGGUGUUAAAUAUUAUGUGGACCCGUCCACUUAUGAAGACCCCAGUGAGGCCGUUAAAGAAUUUGCCCGUGAAAUAGAGCCUUCUCACAUCAAGAUUGAGGAGGUGAUUGGUGCAGCCCAGUUUGGCGAAGUGUCUCGUGGACGUUACCGUCCUGUGGGCCGCAGGGAAGUGCUGGUGGCCGUGAAGACUCUUCGCUGGGGGGCGUCUGACAGAGAGAAGGGCAUGUUUCUCAGUGAAGCGGGGGUCCUGGGACAAUUUGAUCAUCCCAACGUGCUGAAGUUGGAGGGGGUCGUCACGCGCACUCCUCCGGAGAGGAUCAUCACAGAGUUCAUGGAGAACGGACCACUGGAUGGUUUCCUCAGGGAGAACGAAGGUCAGUUCAGUGUCCUCCAGCUGGUUGGGAUGCUCAGGGGGGUUGGUGCUGGGAUGCGGUAUCUCUCCGAGAGAAACUUCGUUCACAGAGACCUGGCUGCCAGAAAUGUGCUGGUCAACUCCAACCUGGUGUGCAAAGUUUCUGACUUCGGCCUCUCCAGACUCAUGAGGGGUCUGGAUCACAACAUGCCCACAUACACCGCCUCUCUGGGCAGUAAGAUUCCAGUGAGGUGGACAGCACCAGAAGCUUUUCAACAUCGAAAGUUCAGCACAGCCAGCGACGUCUGGAGCUUCGGCAUACUGAUGUGGGAAGUGAUGUCCUACGGAGAGCGCCCGUACUGGGACAUGAGCAACCAAGAGGUGAUGAAGGCGGUAGCAGAUCAGUAUCGGCUCCCUCCACCUCACAACUGCCCCCCUGCCCUCCACUCCCUGAUGCUUCAGUGCUGGCAGGCCGAACGAGGAGAGCGGCCAGGCUUCGACCAGCUCCUCUCCUCCUUGGAUCGGCUCAUCAGGCACCCUGCCUCCCUCAAGGCCGAGCCAACUCGGAGCUGCUCGCAACCGCUGCUCAGCCCCACGCCCACAGACUUGACGGCAGUGGUGACCGUCGGCGAUUGGCUGAAAGCGCUGAGGAUGGAGAGAUAUCAGGAGGAGUUUGAUCGGGCAAACAUAGACACGUUAGACAGAGUCAGCAUACUCACCAUGGAAGAUGUCCAGAACCUUGGUGUGAACCUGCUGGGCCAUCAGAGGAAAAUCUUCAGCGCAGCCCAGCAGCUCAGGGCCCACCUGACGCAGGGCCAGGUGGAGGUCUGAGGCCGCAGCCAGAGCACAAUCUGUCCCGGUUUCCACCUCCUGUCACUCGUCAUUUUUAUUUCAUGGGGGCACUUGCAAUUAAGCAGAAACGGAAAAAGAGGACCCGCUAAAAGCGUCACUCUGAACUGUAUAUUCUUAAAAAAAAACCUGAUGCACCACGGUAACGGAACGCCCUCCCACUGGAAAGAACAGAAGAAAGGUGCACCAUGGGAGCUGAAGUCCAGGUCAAACGGAGGUUUGUAAGAUUUCUGAAGAGGACUUUAACGUUUCUUUUUUCCUGUGCUUUUCACUUGUCUUUUCAUCAUCAUUCUUUGCCCUUUCUCGCUGAGACUCUAUCCCAUUUCACCCGUUCCAAAUGAAGUAAAACAACAAAAAAGGUUUUUCUUAAAUAAUAAAAAGAAAACUCAAGGAGAUCUUUCCUCACAAAGAAUUGCGUGAAGACAAUCAAAGGUUUUGUUAUUAUUAUUAUUUUUUUAGUUAUUUGUAAAGCUCUAUCACUUCCUCUCUACUUAAACAACCAAACUACCUAACAGCCUACAGUGGCUGAAUUUUGCUUUCAGAAAAAUAUAAAGUUUGUUUAGUGUUUAAGCAAAAGUGCGAUAAACCACCAAUCCAAAGUCAGUAAGUCACUGGGAAAACUCAAAUGAAAAUGUUUUUGUAUGAACACUCUAAGCCAUGUUGUGUCCUUUUAGAAGGCAAAUCCAGGUCUAGAAGAAGCUCCUCUCUUACGGUCCGCGCCGUCCUCGGUGACGGCAGACCUCCCACAUUAAAAUUUCACCAGAACCGUGACAGAAACAGAAGCCAGCAGCACCGUAUGUGUACAUUUCACACGUCACCUCUGUUUCAUUCAAUUGCCUGAGUAAAGACACCCAGUCACUGGAGCAUGGUGAAUGUGAGAAACGGGAAAGACGGAGAAAAUCUGAUCUGAUUUACACCUGGAGGAAGCAAGAUGCUUUGUGGCAGUUUGACAGAAGCACGUGUGUGUGUCUGCGUGUGUGUGCGUGUGUGUGUUGUAAGGAUGACUGUGCUGUUAUGUCCACCAGGAUUUUUGCUGUAACAUGAUUUUGUGUGUGUGUGUGUGUGUGUGUGUGUGUGUGUGUG
Messenger RNA from Poecilia reticulata (guppy), 4061 nucleotides. NCBI's taxonomy places the organism in Eukaryota, Metazoa, Chordata, Actinopteri, Cyprinodontiformes, Poeciliidae. The record is from RefSeq and is a predicted model, not a curated record.